Cynoglossus semilaevis (tongue sole) is the source of this 4344-nucleotide messenger RNA. It is a transcript of the gene zbtb20, whose product is annotated as zinc finger and BTB domain containing 20. The coding region runs from base 523 to 2559 and encodes 678 amino acids. The record is from RefSeq and is a predicted model, not a curated record. Lineage: Eukaryota; Metazoa; Chordata; Actinopteri; Pleuronectiformes; Cynoglossidae. The transcript has 5 exons. Gene Ontology annotation, biological process: regulation of transcription by RNA polymerase II. Gene Ontology annotation, molecular function: RNA polymerase II cis-regulatory region sequence-specific DNA binding; protein binding; DNA-binding transcription factor activity, RNA polymerase II-specific.
AAAUUACGAAAAAGUCAAGGAUGUGUGUGUGUGUGUGAGAGAGAGAGAGAGUGUGUGUGUGUGUUGUUAGUAAAGCAGUGGUUUAGAAUUUGCGGACUGAUGUGUUGGACACUGUGGGAGAAAACGUGCUCGCGGACUUCCCAGAGUAAACGCGUGAAUUCGGCACUGACUUCCACGAAUGCGCCCGGACGGAAAUCCAGCUCCAGAACCGGAGUCUGAUCUGAUCUGGUCUGGUCUGAUCUGAAAGUUGCUUCUGGAAAAACUGGACCCGCGGUUCAGUUCGGGGAAGAAACCAAAGCGGUGCCUUCAUGAGCAGAACACAGGCUUUGGGCAGAGAGGACUGACGGCCUGGUAUCCUGGUAUCCUGGUAUCCUGGUAUCCUGGUAUCCUGGUAUCCUGGUAUCCCGGCCCAUGAUCAUCCCGCUCCACCAGCAAACUGAAGCUUGACCCGCAGUUCAUCACCAGCCACACAAGCAUCUUCAUAACAGAACGUCAUCUGACUGUGACAUCAGUUGCAAGGGGAUGACCGAGCGCAUUCAUAACAUCAACCUCCACAACUUCAGCAAUUCUGUACUUGAGACCCUCAAUGAGCAACGCAACCGUGGGCACUUCUGUGACGUGACUGUUCGGAUCCAUGGAAGUAUGCUGCGAGCUCAUCGUUGCGUGCUGGCCGCUGGGAGCCCAUUCUUUCAGGACAAGCUGCUCUUGGGCUACAGCGACAUCGAGAUCCCGUCGGUGGUCUCAGUGCAAUCCAUCCAAAAGCUGAUUGACUUUAUGUACAGCGGGAUCCUGCGGGUUUCUCAAUCCGAGGCCCUGCAGAUCCUCACUGCUGCCAGCAUCCUACAGAUCAAGACCGUCAUUGAUGAGUGCACUCGCAUCGUCUCCCAGAACGUGGGCCUGACCGGGCAGGGGGGGUUUCCCAUCAUACCAGGGGACUCUGGUCAGGAGACCCCUCGUGGGACCCCGGAGUCCGGCACCUCUGGACCCAGCAGUGAUGCGGAGUCAGGCUAUAUGCAAGUAUCAUCACAGCAAAGCAUGGAUCGAGCCUACACGUCACUGUACACCUACCCCGGCCUGUCUCUGCAGAACGGCACCCGCGAGCGCCCCCUGUACCUUAACCCGCUGUCGACAAAUUACGAUUCAGCUCUCAGCACUCAGAAGGACCAGCAGUCUCAAGAUCCGCCCUGGAGGAUCAGGUCUCAGCCGGUCGACCGCUUCAACUCCACAGCAGAGUCCACUCACUGCCGCAAGCAGCCCCGACCGGUACGCAUACAAACAGAAGGGAUGCACAUAAAGCAGGAGGCCGAAGACGACUACACCUGCUGCGCCAACUCUGGGGAUUGCCAAGAGGACGCCGACCACACCGAGGGCGUGGAGUGCGAAUCCAAGGUCGAAAGUUUUGACUCAGGGGUCAGCUCCUCCAUCAGUACCGAGCCGGACGCCUCGGAGCAGCAGCCGUACCUGCCGGUGUUCAGCCGAGAGGUGAGCGGCGACGGGCAACAAGGCGACGGAGGUCCAGUACAGAUCGAGGUCAACGACUCGUCUCCGGAGACGGAGAUGCACGAGGCGGACGACAGGGACACGUCCCACAGCACUAGUGACGGUAGCAUGAUGCACCCCCUGUCAAACUCAGUCAUGUCCCAGUCCCUGCCAGGUGCCCCGCACUACCUGCGGCAGGCAGAACACACCAGCAACCUGAGGAUGCCGCUCACCGUGACCAGCAACUCCCAAGUGAUGGGCCCAGCUGGAAGCACCUUCCUGCCCGCCCUCUUCCCCACGCAGCCGGCGAGAGACAAGCCUUUCCUUACCUACCUUACUGGCCAGCAGCAGCCGUUUGUGCCGGUGCCGCCUUCCGCGCUGCCACCGUACCCCAACCCUAUGUCGGUACAGCAGGCGCAGAGUCAACAGCAGCAGUCGGCGGUGGGACUGGGUCAGGGGGAGAAGAAGCCGUAUGAAUGCACACUGUGCAGUAAAACCUUUACUGCCAAACAGAACUACGUCAAACACAUGUUUGUCCAUACUGGUGAGAAGCCUCAUCAGUGCAGCAUCUGCUGGCGCUCGUUCUCCCUGAAGGAUUACCUAAUCAAACACAUGGUGACACACACAGGGGUGCGGGCCUACCAGUGCAGCAUCUGCAACAAACGCUUCACCCAGAAGAGCUCUCUCAACGUCCACAUGCGGCUGCACCGCGGAGAAAAGUCCUACGAGUGCUACAUCUGCAAGAAGAAGUUCUCGCACAAGACCCUGCUGGAGAGGCACAUGGCCCUGCACAGCACCGGCAGCGGCAUCACGGGGCUGUCGGGCGCCGCCUCCGCCCCGGGCCCCGUCUCCAUUCCCAUGCCUAUGGCCGUCCCCGAGCCCGGACCCGGAGUGGUGGCCCUCGCCAUGCCCAUGAGCGGAGGGGCCGGAGUCGGGGCCGGGGUCGGAACGGGAGUGGGCGUGGCCGCGGAAGCCGGCUGUCAAGAAGGGACCACCUACGUGUGCUCCGUCUGCCCCGCCAAGUUCGACCAAAAGGAGCACUUCAACGACCACAUGCGAAUGCAUGUCUCCGAUGGAUAAGUACAACCAGAUAAACUUCUUUUUUUUUGGAAAGAAUGACAAAAUAAAAAUGGCACUAGAUUUUCCUUUUCUUAUUUUGAGGUAUGAAGAGUAAUGAGUAUAGACACUGGCACAUUAAGUUUCCCAAAAAAAAAAAAAAGAAUUAUUUCUGUUAUUCUAAAAGAAAAAAAAAGAUGGUGGCCUUAAGGCUUAGUAGUUUGAUAUUGAUCUACUGGAUGGAUCCGAACUACAGGCCUCUAAAUGUAUGCUUUCCUAAAAUACUGAUUUAUGUGUUGAACACUACCGAAAGGCCUACGAAAGAAACACAUACACACAACACACACGUUUAGUGUAGACACGUUCGACUUUGACUAUCUGUCUGUCUGUCUGUGUGUGUGUGUGUGUGUGUCUGCGGGUGUGUGUGUGUGUGUGUGUGUGUGUGUGUGCGUGUGUGUUGCCAUGACACAAAAAACAUGGCUCCUGUAAACCCAUGCUGACCAGUUUGGAACCUAAAGACGUCCAAGCUUACUGUGGUAUCAUUUUAACACAACACCAAUAACAACAAAAUAUAUAUAUACAUAUAUAUAUAUAUAUUCACCUGAGGUCGGGCUGAAUACUCCCUCCAAGAAUACUGACGGUCACAAGAUUGCCUUCUUCUGAAAAAAAAAAAAGAAAGAAAGAAAAGAAAUUAGAACGAGGAGAGAAGUUAAUUUGACACUGGGUUUUAUUGAUGGAUUCAACUGCAGCUGUUGUCCAAGAGUUCAAAUAUUUUAUCUGAGAAAAGUAACUUCCUAUCAGUAAAAACAACGCGAACAAAUUUUCGCCUGUUUUUUUUUUUUUUUAAUUAAAUUGUGCACCUAUUUUUCCAAAUGUUUUCCUAAAUUAAGGUGUGUCGAUGAGACGAUUUUUUUUUUUUUUCUAUCUUUGGAGAGGAACUCAUUUUUGCAUACACUGCCACUAAUAUAUUAGAAGACUGUUAAGGCUCGUGGACCUCUGCCAUUUCAAAACACCAGUUUAAAAAAAAAAAAAAAAAAGGAAGGAAAUUCUUCUUUUUUUUUUAAGGCAUUUCUCAUUCACACCCUUUUCUUAAAGGCUGAGGCUGGAAAUUGCGACUAAAACUCUCUCUCCUUUGUAUUCGCUGCUCCGCAACUCGCACCUGAGUGUUCCAGGAGGAAGACGGAGACAAAAGACCAUUUAAAACCACAAGCAUUGUUUCUCAAACGGUCAAACACACACACACACACACACACAUUUUUAUGAAGCGUUCAGUGUGACAUCAGCUAAGGAAAAGUCAUAUUGUCCCCAAAUUGUCCAAUUUUAUUCCCAACAAUACGAGGCUUGGUUUUCCAGGAUAAGAAAUCAGCAAAAAAGAGGACGAGAAAUAUUCCUGAAUUUUUCCUUUAGAAUUUAAGGAAAAAUCUGACAAUUGACAGAUUGAACAAAAAUCAAAGUGACGUUUUCCAAAAUUAAGGUUUCAAUACCGAGCCAAAAUAUUUUUUUAAAUGUUUAUAAAAGUAAACCAAAUUUGAAGCAACCUUAAUUAGCUGAAAAAACAAAAUCAAGAAACUGAGAAUAGUUAGAAUUUUAAUCAAAAAUAUCAGUGUUUUUUUUCCAAUUCUGAGACUAAUAUUCAGACACGGAGAGUUUAAAAAUGUAAAAAUGAAAAAAGUUGAAAUUUUGAGAGAACUUUUGAAUCUGAGACCAAAUCAAAUUAACAGCGGACGCAGGAAAUGAAAUGAAAAAAGUGAAUAAUUUAGAAUUUCUCUAAAGUCAAGGCCACGACAACAAAACAGAAUGUUGAAAAUU